Messenger RNA from Odontomachus brunneus, 2229 nucleotides. RefSeq lists its product as uncharacterized. The transcript is spliced from 2 exons. Gene Ontology annotation, molecular function: nucleic acid binding; zinc ion binding. Lineage: Eukaryota; Metazoa; Arthropoda; Insecta; Hymenoptera; Formicidae. The record is from RefSeq and is a predicted model, not a curated record. Bases 1 to 2229 code for a protein of 742 amino acids.
AUGGAAAAACAACGAUUGAAAGAUUUGCCCUUGGACCAAUUGAAAGCUGAGGCUUUGCGAUACGGUUUACCUCUCUCAGAAAGGAGAUAUGUGUUGAUAGAGAUAAUAGCAGCACCUCUUGAAAGUCACGGCCCGGUACAGGACUUCGUUCAAAAUUUUAAUGUACCUGCAGCACGGAUGAUACAAGAGGAGCAUGCGGAGUCAUUGAUUAAAGUUGAGAGGCCUACUGAAAUUAAUCCUGCACAACCGGACGUAGUGGCGAUGUUGGCCCAGACGAUGGAUCAGAUGCAAUUGAUAAGUGCAGUGAACCAAAAUAUUGUUAAUUUACAACAGCCUCCUAGACCUCAAAGGGAUUUUUCGCCGGUAUCUCACUCACUGGCAACGAGUGAAAGAUCCGCAACGAGUUCAAGUUCGACGGCAAAUGCGGUAACAUUGUUGACCUUACAAAUUCCAGAGUUUUCGGGGGAGCCUUCCAAAAACGUGAGAUGGUGGAUACAACGAGUGGAGCAAAUGGCGAGAGCUCAUCGAACUACGGAGAAUAUAACGAUGUUAGCAGCUUCUAGUAAAUUCACAAAAAUUGCGAGAAAAUGGUAUGAUUCGCAAACGGGCGCCGUUCUGGAGUCAUGGACAAGUCUGAGAUACAGUUUAAUCAGGAUGUUCGACUGUCGCAUUCCUUUCCUAGCGACGAUGCAAAAAGUCGAAGCGAGGAAAUGGCAACAGACUAAGGAGCUGUUUCAAGAAUACGCUAUAGACAAGAUGUCCAUAAUAUACAGUUUGAAUCUUUCAGUACAAGAUGCGAUCAAUCUGCUUAUUGGAGGAAUCAUAAGUGAAGCGUUGAAAGCGAUAGCUGCGACGAUCCGCAUGGAUUCAGUGGAUCAAUUUAUAGAAUAUAGGUGCCAAUUAGUUGCCACGGUGUGUCACGAUGAGAAAUCGUCUGCGCCGUCAGGCAAGGGGCCAUCAGGCGCAAGACAGGCGGACCGAUGGAGAGUCAGAUUGUGUAAGAACUGUGGCAAAAAGGGGCAUCAUCAUACAUAUUGUCGAUCGGCUCAAGUAAUGUGUUUCUUCUGUAAAGAGACAGGUCAUCGGUCGUUUGAGUGUCCUAAGUCAAAAAGACGUGAUCAGACAGCGUCAAUGCGAAAUCCGACUACGUCAGUGGCAAUAACGCAGGUUCGGCAGACGGAGCGAUCAAGCGUCGGAGAUGGGACUUCGGCAAUGGACCAGGUGUCAUCCGUCUUAGCAAUCUCCCAACAAUGGAAAAUACCGAUAAGUGAUCCUUAUCUAGUGGUUGUAGAAAUAAGCGGUAUGCGUUGUAAUUUGAAAGCGUUGUUAGAUACGGGUAGUCCGGUAUCAUUUAUUAAAAGUUCAUUAUGCGGAAAAUUGGUACAAGAUAGUAGAUUAGAAGAAGAUCGAGAUGUACGUCGUUUUAAUACUUUGUCGAGUCACGCGAUAGACGUGUUAGGUGUGAUGAGAAUGAGCAUUCGAUUAAGUCUGACAUUCGAGUUGUUAUUGACUGUCGAUUUUAACGUGUUAAAGUCAAAUGAUUUUGAAUAUGAUGUAAUAUUAGGUCGCGAUUUUCUAAUGGAUAAAUUAACGUUAUCAUUUGAGUUGUCAUCGGAGUUGAAAGAUAACUGUUUUGGAGAAUUUCCACGGGCGGAUAUUUAUGCGGUGUCGAAUGUUAAUCCGGUGGAAGAUGCUGUGAUAGAUUUCGGUUCGGGAGUCAAGAAUAAAUUGGUUAAAGUAUUCGAAGAGGUUGAAAAGUUUGAAUGUCCUAUCGCGGAAGACAAUUACGCGGUGCGUGUGAAUUUAGUAGACCAUUCGAUUUACGCAUAUGCGCCGAGAAAGUUCGCGUUUCAAAAGAGAAAACAGAUUCGCGACAUCAUAGAUGAUCUAAUAGCGAGGAAAAUUGUCAAACCGAGCACAUCACAAUAUUGUGCGAGGAUAGUGCCAGUGCGCAAGAAGGACGGUAGUCUGCGUCUUUGUGUUGACUUCAGGCCUCUGAACGAGAGAGUGGCGAAACAAAAGUUUCCGUUCCUUCUGAUCAAGGAUUGUUUAGCCCGGCUAGGAAAUCAUUGCGUGUUUACUUUAUUAGAUUUAAGGGAUGGUUUCCAUCAAAUAAAGGUGCAUUCGUCUGAUACUAAAUAUUUCUCGUUUGCGACCCCGGAUGGUCAGUACGAAUAUACGUGUCUUCCGUUUGGGUUUUACCGUAGAUUCGAAUAUCGAGGUGAUUAA